AUGGAGAGUUCCACCAAACCCCUCAACACUCUGGUGGAGUACCGCGGGACCCAGUACAACGUUGUCAAGGAGGGUCUUGCCCAUAUUCUGAACCCGCCAGCCCAGGAAGCCGCUUCCAAAGGAACCAAGAAAGACCUCAAGGCCGACGAUGAAAGCCAAUCUGUCUUCUACAACCCAAUCCAGCAAUUCAAUCGCGACCUGAGUGUCCUGGCUAUUCGUGCUUAUAGUGAGCACGCGGCAGAUUUGAGAAGACAAAGGACCGAGCAGAAGCAGAAAAAACGCAACUCUGGGAAUGAUGUCGCAAAAGGGAAGAAGCGGAAGCGCGAGGACGACUCUGACGACCCCGCCCCGAGACCCGCUGUGGAGGGAGAGAUCGAAAAGAAACCAGAGACGAGCGAGCAGCCUAUCUCUGUAUCAAACGGAAAGCAAGAAGCCCAGCCAGAAUCGGCCGUUCCAGCGUCUUUUACGGUUCUAGAUGCCCUGUCCGCGACAGGUUUGCGCGCCCUUCGGUAUGCCUCGGAGCUACCUGUGGUCACUAAAGUGGUCGCAAACGACUUGUCUUCCUCGGCAAUUCAGUCUAUGAAAACAAAUAUUGACUAUAAUGAGCUGAACAACCGUAUCCAACCUAAUCUGGGAGAUGCGCGCUCAUACAUGUAUAGUCUGGAAGGUUCUGUGAAGAGAUUCGAUGUGAUUGAUCUGGACCCCUACGGCACAGCCGCGCCAUUCGUGGAUGCCGCGGUACAGGCUGUGAAGGAUGGAGGCCUUCUGUGUGUAACCUGUACCGAUGCCGGAGUUUGGGCUUCGACCGGCUAUGCCGAGAAAGCGUUUGCCCUGUACGGUGGAAUUCCAAUCAAAGGCUACCACUCCCACGAGGGCGGGCUGCGCCUUAUUCUCAACAGUCUCGCCAUGUCAGCCGCCAAAUAUGGCAUGCAGAUAGAGCCUCUUCUUUCUCUGUCGAUCGACUUCUACGCCCGUGUGUUCGUGCGUGUCUCGCGCUCCCCGGUAAAUGUCAAGUUCAAUGCGAGCAACACAAUGGUGGUGUACAACUGCGAUUCAGGAUGCGGGGCGUGGACCACUCAACCCAUUGGCGCAGCGAGACAGAAGCCUGACCGCAAGGGAAAUCCUGUCUAUCACUAUAGCCUGGCCCAGGCACCGACAGCUAGUCCCAAUUGUGAACACUGCGGCUUUAAGACUCACUUGGCGGGCCCCAUGUGGGCUGGGCCUCUACACAACCCUCAUUUCAUUCAGAGAAUCCUCAACAUGCUUCCUAACCUCGAUCCCGAGGUCUAUCAAACAAUCCCCCGCAUUGAAGGCAUGCUGACUACUGCCAUGGAGGAGGAUCUGGACCUCACCCCCUCCACUACCAACGCACCCACGAGCGACGAGCCUGAAAAUGCGCAGCUCCGUGAGCAGGCAGCCAAUUAUCCGGCUAUUAUUCCCCGAAUGGAUCCAGCCAUUCGUGACCCGCAUCCUUUCUUCUGCAACCUCAGCAGCCUCUCCAAAGUCCUUCACUGCUCCACUGUUCCAAUCGACGAAUUCCGUGGCGCUCUACGGUCCAUCGGCUACCGCUCCACCCGUAGCCAUGCGAAGCCCAACUCCAUCCGCACCGAUGCCCCCUGGAGCGUCAUCUGGGAGGUCAUGCGAGAAUGGGUUCGCCAGCAUUCCCCCGUCAAAGAGGGUUCCUUGAAGCCCGCGACUGCCGGUGCUGCGAUCAUGGCCAAGAGCCGGGAUAACCUCCGCAAAUUCGAUGGCGAGGACCCCUGGCUAUCCCAGUUGAAGAAGGAUCUGUUGACAGCUAUCGAAUCUGGACGGGACGUCAGUGACUUGGUCACCAAGGUCGAGGCCUCGCUCUAUCGUUCUGGAUCACGACAGGUCUGGAAGAAGCCAGAAUUGUCCUCGGAUGCAUGUGCCGCUGAGCUGGAAUCUGGUCCACAAGCGGACAGCGCUGCGCCUACAGCCACCUCCGAGCGCCCACACCCUAGCACUUUGGAAGUCAAGUUUGACGCUACACUUGGGCGUCAAGCGUCGGCCACACACUCGAAGAAGCGUCUUGUGCGGUAUCAGAUCAAUCCCCGUGCCAAUUGGGGCCCUCUCAAUCGUGCUGCGGCGAACUCGAAGUGA
This is a messenger RNA of Penicillium macrosclerotiorum, 2121 nucleotides long. Its product is annotated as tRNA (guanine26-N2)-dimethyltransferase. Gene Ontology annotation, cellular component: nucleus. Gene Ontology annotation, molecular function: RNA binding. Gene Ontology annotation, biological process: tRNA N2-guanine methylation. Bases 1 to 2121 code for a protein of 706 amino acids. The transcript has a single exon. The record is from RefSeq and is a predicted model, not a curated record. Lineage: Eukaryota; Fungi; Ascomycota; Eurotiomycetes; Eurotiales; Aspergillaceae.